GUAGGACAAUCAGAGAGACUUCAUUCUUUGAAUAGCAUUGGGUAUCUCCCGCGGGUAGCUUACUUUGCAGAAAGUGGGACGACACCAAACGAGACAAGUAACCACGAUUACGCAAGAGGGACGAAAAAUUAGAGGACGGAAGCCCCCGUUAUUCGCGCCCGAAGACCAUGGAUCAGGAAACAAAUUGCACCGUGUCCAAAAAAAACAUCAUAGCCAAGAUUUUUAAAGUUCGUAAGAGGAGGGAAAUGCUUUUCGUGCAGGUCUGUUUCAUCUGCAGUGUCCUCUUCAUGGCGUGGUGUAUGUCGGCACUACUGACAAAAACAGGACAUGGACUGACCAUGGACGUGGGGCCUGAUGCUCAGGCACAAUGGGGACGGAGACUAAUGGCGACAGCAGGGGACAACGAGACGGAAGAGGAGAGAAACUGCACAAAGCCAGCGAUUCACGAGUUCCCAGAAGAUCUGUUCACCAACAUGCAGCGCAGGCAAGGAGCAGUGCUGCUGCAUAUAGUAGCGACGCUCUAUAUGUUCCUGGCCCUCGCGAUUGUCUGUGAUGACUUUUUUGUGACGUCCCUAGAGAAGAUCUGUGAGAAACUACACCUGAGUGAAGAUGUUGCCGGGGCAACCUUCAUGGCAGCAGGAAGCUCCGCCCCUGAGCUCUUUGCCUCUAUAAUCGGUGUGUUCAUCACCCACGGCGAUGUGGGAGUGGGCACGAUUGUGGGCUCGGCAGUUUUCAACAUCCUGUGCAUCAUAGGCGUGUGUGGAAUCUUUGCUGGUCAGGUAGUGUAUCUGACACGGUGGGCGGUUUUCCGUGACUCUUUUUACUACAUCCUGUCAGUGGUGCUUCUGAUUGUGUUUAUCUAUGAUGAGAAGAUUGUGUGGUGGGAAAGCUUGGUGCUGGUGGUGAUGUACGCCGGAUACAUUCUGAUCAUGAAAUUUAACACAAGCAUGCAGAACUACUUCACAGGGAAAGAGGAUAAGGGCGUGGCCAACGGUAACACAGUGGCCAAUGAGCUGGAAGAUGGUAAUGCAUGUUAUGACAAUAUUUGGGAUGACCCCUCAGUGCCAUUACUACACCCAGUGAAGCCCGAUAAGACGUACAGACAGGGCUCUGUAGUCAUGGUGGACGAGAUGAUACGCUCCAGCUCUUCGAACUACCGCUUCCCCGAGGCCGGGCUCCGCGUCAUGAUCACCAACCACUUCGGCCCCAAAACCCGACUCCGAAUGGCCAGCCGCCUCAUCAUCAACGAGAGGUUGGUUCAAGCCUCCAACGGGGUGGAAAACACGGUGGUGGACGGGAAAGCUGACAACAUGGAGAAUGGAAACGUUCCAGAAGACAAGCAGGUAGAGGAGGAGAGUAGCAUAUCCUCUCCCUUCACUGUGCCAGGGGGCAUCCUCGACAAGGGCAAGUGGCUGGUUUCUUGGCCGUUGCUGCUGCUGCUCUACUUCACUGUGCCAAACUGCUCUAAGCCCCGCUGGGAACGGUGCUUCAUGCUGUCCUUCUUCCUCUCCACGCUUUGGAUUGCCAUCUUCUCCUACCUGAUGGUGUGGAUGGUGACGGUAAUUGGCUACACUCUGGGCAUCCCUGAUGUCAUCAUGGGCAUUACGUUUCUGGCAGCUGGCACUAGCGUCCCCGACUGCAUCGCCAGCCUCAUCGUCGCCCGGCAAGGUCUAGGGGACAUGGCAGUUUCCAACACCAUUGGCAGCAAUGUUUUUGACAUCCUGGUGGGCCUGGGCGUUCCAUGGGCAAUCCAGACCAUGGCUGUCGAUUUUGGCUCUGAGGUGGAGAUCAACAGUAAGGGGCUGGUGUACUCAGUGGUCCUGCUGCUGGGUUCUGUAGCUUUUACUGUCGUGGGGAUUCACGUGAACGGGUGGAAGCUGGACCUGAAGCUGGGGGUGUACGUGUUGAUCAUGUACGCAAUCUUCCUCUGCUUCUCCAUCAUGAUCGAAUACAACGUCUUCACCUUCGUCAACCUGCCCAUGUGCCAGGAGCUGCUGUAGGCCGGGCCGCACCCCUCUCCCACUCCUCACCCCGCCUUCCCAUCACCGUUUUUUCCUCUCUUUUCCCUUCUUUCAACCUCUGCUUUGGCCUCACUUUCAUCCCUCUCGAUUCCCACCCCAUAUCCCGUCUUUUCCAUUCUUGUCUGCACGUACUUUUGGUCCUGGGUGGAUGUCGGAAGCCUAGGGUUUCCCCUUUCCCUCAUCACAUCUCCACCUCCAGAGCACGUCAACCCUGCCAAGAGAACCCCUAAUAUCUCAGCUCAGGGGAGACGGCCAUCUCUCCAGAAGCUCAGCUUCUUCCCCCGAGACACCUUACAGUGGACAAAUUCCCUCUGAACUCUGAACCGCCGAUCUGCUAGUGUGCACCCUUGUCCCGCAUGUGCGUGUCCUAACAACAGGGUACUCUUUCUCUCCUCUCCACUGUAGGUCAUUGCACUCCAUUUUCUUUUUCUAGCACACUUUUUUAGAUGAUUGUAUUUUGGUCAGGCAGCUCGGUGCCAGCAUCAAACAUAUCUACUGCACAAAUGUAUUCUUUUUGUUAUUUAAUCAUUGUUUCGUUAUGUAUUUUUUUUAUUUAAAGAUAAACGAGCAAAGAAAAAACAUGUCAGGAGAACAUGUUGCACUUUAGAAAUGGGCUGUAAAAAAAAAAAGAGAGAAAACGACUACAUUUUGUAAUGUCUUUUGGUUCGGGAAACAUUCCAGUCCUUCCGCGAGGGGUGCAAUAAGGAGAGGGCUGCGGCUGUUGGUGAUACCCUCUCUCAGGGUUGCUCCACCCUUCUCCUCCCUUAGGGAAAGAGGCACCCUUUCUGGCUGAGACAGCUGCACAAACGAUGCAUAACACCGAGAUGAUAUCUCAAGUUACAAAUUAUAUACGCGUGUGAGCUGCGUGAGUGCAAAUUUGCACACGUACUGUUAUGUCUGUGCGGUAAGUGUGUUUGUGCGCGAGUGUGUGUGCGCGUGUGUGUGUGUGGGAUGGAUUAAGUCCCCUUGUACAUUCAGAGCAGCAAGUUGUGUGUGCACUGAAGGAUAUGUCUGUUCCCUAUGCCGAGAGAAACUUUGGCGCCGGUGAUGAAGUACCGACAGAUAGAGGACUGAAGUGCCACAUCUCAACAGACUUUCUAUUGCACCGUGUCAUGGGUUUUAAAAAUACCCAUGUCACAGACCUACUGUUAUGUCAUACCGGCUGGAUCCAUCCGCUAUGGUCAUGCUUGUCACUGAGUUACUGUUUGAAGCCCUGUAAACAUCUCUACUGAUUGACCGUCAUGACCCCAACUCCGAAAGGUGGCAGCAUGACAUUCAGGACUUGGGGAGUGACCAUGUUUCUACCUGGGAGAGAAGUCCAAGGGUCAAAUCUCAUUGGCUGUGCAGUGUCAUGAGUCCCUCGGGUCUUCCCGCUUCCCUGUUCAACACAUGAGCUCAGUCACCCAGCUUCACAUAUUGCAUAGCGAAAAUCAAUGGGUCUAAUCUCAUUGGCUCAGCAGUGUCACAAGAGUCACACUGGUCUUCCUGCUACCCUGUUCAUCACACAUGAGUUUGGUCACCCUGGUUUGCGUAUUUCAUUAACAAAGUUGGUCCUUUUUACCACCCCUGGAGCUGUUAAAUGGGGGAUCUCAGGGCUUUAGUCAGGACAGGGCAGAAUGGUGUCCACCUUGGGAUGACUGAUCAGGGAUCUGUAAUCCAUCGCCUUCAGUCUUGGUAUCCAUCUGAGUAUGACUGAUUCGGGAACUGUAACCCAUGGCAUCUGGUGUAAAUAUGUUGAGUGUAAUGUUGGUGUACUUCAGCAUGGCUGAUAUAGUCCUAGACUUCAGGUGUCAAUAUGUUCUCAGUCACCCCCGUUGGGCCAUCUCUGAUAUACAUCUGUCCACAAUCAGCCAACCUUUACCUUGUGUGGGGAUCACAGGGGUGUACUCAACAGCCCUUAUUUUUGGGGUUCCCUCACACAUCAGGCAAGGUGUACCCAUGGUUGUUUUUUUUUUUUUUUGCUGCUGCUCUGAAUGACAGAGAGGCCUGAAUGUAAAUAAGAGACUUCAACGAGCUGCACACCUCUCCUGUGGAAAACGACGUUUCCUUCUGGUCAGGCAGCGGGUGGCGCCACGUCUCUCCUGUUCACCCCCCCCCCCCCCCCCCCUGUCAGGCGCCAACCAAUCCGACCUCUCCCCCGGGCACUGCAAAAAAACUUUCAUGGGUGCGUCGGCAGUGUACGAUGGGAAAUGCGCAAUCCCGUGGUCCGGGGCAUAUGCUGAAGCGUGGAGACGCUCCCGGGCAUUCGGAUUCGGACCCUGGGAGACGGUCCCCUGCUCACCUCACAACUCGGCAGCUAUUGGACCGUUUUAGUCGUUUAAUUUCAUACAGAAACGCACCUGUCUGGAGCAGAGUGUCAUAAUUAUGUCGGUGUCAUGUGGUGAACGUGGCUGUUGGUGUCAGUGUUAAAAAAAUGUGAGUGUCGCUGUGUCACUGCUGAAAGGCAGGUGUUUGCAAUGUUCAUAUAUAUACAUAUAUAUAUGCAAUCUCAAUAGGAUAAGCCCUGGUGAUGGUUUCCUGUCAAAGGGUCAUAAUAUGCAUUCCCAGAAGCUGAUGCAAAUGCCCCCACCCCCAACCUGUUGUCAUCAAAGGGUUUUUCCUGACCGCUGUAUUCACCUGUUUUCUUCCUCUGUCUCAGUUUUUCUAAAA
Messenger RNA from Anguilla anguilla (European eel), 4670 nucleotides. RefSeq names its product solute carrier family 24 member 4a (gene slc24a4a). Gene Ontology annotation, molecular function: calcium channel activity; calcium, potassium:sodium antiporter activity. Bases 168 to 2000 code for a protein of 610 amino acids. The transcript has 18 exons. Gene Ontology annotation, biological process: intracellular calcium ion homeostasis; calcium ion transmembrane transport. Gene Ontology annotation, cellular component: membrane. NCBI's taxonomy places the organism in Eukaryota, Metazoa, Chordata, Actinopteri, Anguilliformes, Anguillidae. The record is from RefSeq and is a predicted model, not a curated record.